This is a messenger RNA of Acytostelium subglobosum LB1, 1068 nucleotides long. RefSeq lists its product as hypothetical. The transcript has 2 exons. The coding region runs from base 1 to 1068 and encodes 355 amino acids. The record is from RefSeq and is a predicted model, not a curated record. NCBI's taxonomy places the organism in Eukaryota, Evosea, Eumycetozoa, Acytosteliales, Acytosteliaceae.
AUGGCCAUCAACAAACUAACAAAUAGAGGAUACUUGUUCAAGAGAGGACGUAUCAACACAAAGUGGCAGAAACGAUGGUUCAUGCUUGGUGCAGACAGUCGUCUAUGUUACAGUAGAUCACCAUCGGAUAAAGGAAUGUCUGGUUAUAUACAACUGAUGAGAGCAAUCAUAAGUAUUGUACCAGAUGUUAUCGAUGAGUAUGAUCAUUGCUUCAAUAUAAUUACACCUGAUCGUGUAUAUUAUAUGGCUGCAGAGACAAAGGUGGAGAUGGACGAAUGGAUAAAGAUAAUUGAAACACAUUCAUUCAUCAAGGCUGAGAAUGACUUGAUGGAUGAGGCAGAGUUCAAUAUAAGAGAGUACAUGUUGAAGCGUUCAAACAUGGUCGAUCAUAUGAUGAGCAAGCAGGAUAAGGUAUAUAAUCAUCUCAAGGCGAACAAUCAUCCAACUACUCCAAUGACCAGCACUGGUACAAGUAGUGGCAGUAGUAGUGGUAGUAGUAGUGGUGGUAGCAGUAGUACAUCAUCAUCAUAUACUUCACAAAUGUCUUCUUCAUCAUCUUUGGCAUCGUCAUCAUCACCGUCGGUAUCACUGUCAUCUAGGGGUGUACUGUCUUCAUCUCCAUCCAGCAGUGGCAGUCGGCGUCUAAUGUCGUCUAGAGAUCAACCAACAAUGUCCACAUCAAUGCCAUCGACCAACAACAUCAUUCUGAAACCUUCAUCAUUCUCAUCGUUUGCCUCUGAUAAGAUACCUUCACCAUCAACACAUAACAACAAUAAUAAUAAUAAUAAUAGGAAUACAAUGCCAGCACCAAUUACAUUGACAACAACUUCAACAACAAUCAAUCAUCAACAACACCAGUGUGGCGGACCGACUGCCAGCAUUGUUGUUGACAACAUAGAUAGUAUUGAAGAGCAGCAUACUACCACCAUUAGCAGUAGUAGUAGUAGUAGUAUUGGCGAUAAUAGUAACAACACUACUACCAACACAAGCAGUAGUAGUAUAAGUAAGAGAUCAAGGAGCUUCAGUUUAUCAUUCUCAACAAAGACUGUUAUGAAGACAUGGUCCUAG